Messenger RNA from Saccharomyces cerevisiae S288C, 717 nucleotides. It is a transcript of the gene CCW14, whose product is annotated as Ccw14p. The record is from RefSeq and is marked reviewed. The coding region runs from base 1 to 717 and encodes 238 amino acids. Gene Ontology annotation, cellular component: membrane. The transcript has a single exon. Lineage: Eukaryota; Fungi; Ascomycota; Saccharomycetes; Saccharomycetales; Saccharomycetaceae.
AUGCGUGCCACCACUUUAUUAUCUUCAGUCGUUUCUUUGGCAUUGUUGUCGAAGGAAGUCUUAGCAACACCUCCAGCUUGUUUAUUGGCCUGUGUUGCGCAAGUCGGCAAAUCCUCUUCCACAUGUGACUCUUUGAAUCAAGUCACCUGUUACUGUGAACACGAAAACUCCGCCGUCAAGAAAUGUCUAGACUCCAUCUGCCCAAACAAUGACGCUGAUGCUGCUUAUUCUGCUUUCAAGAGUUCUUGUUCCGAACAAAAUGCUUCAUUGGGCGAUUCCAGCAGCAGUGCCUCCUCAUCCGCUUCUUCAUCCAGCAAGGCCUCUUCUUCUACCAAGGCUUCUUCCAGUAGCGCUUCCUCCUCUACCAAGGCUUCUUCCAGUAGCGCUUCCUCCUCUACUAAAGCUUCUUCCAGCAGCGCUGCCCCAUCUUCUAGCAAGGCUUCUUCCACCGAAUCCUCUUCUUCCUCUUCUUCUUCCACCAAGGCUCCUUCCAGUGAAGAAUCCUCUUCCACUUAUGUCUCUUCGAGCAAGCAAGCUUCCUCCACUAGCGAGGCUCACUCUUCCAGUGCUGCCUCUUCGACCGUGUCCCAAGAAACAGUCUCCUCUGCUCUACCAACUUCUACCGCCGUUAUUUCUACUUUCUCUGAAGGUUCUGGUAAUGUUCUAGAGGCAGGAAAAUCCGUUUUCAUUGCUGCUGUUGCCGCUAUGUUAAUCUAA